Molecule: messenger RNA, 2877 nt
Organism: Monopterus albus (swamp eel)
Lineage: Eukaryota; Metazoa; Chordata; Actinopteri; Synbranchiformes; Synbranchidae
Gene: adck1
Product: aarF domain containing kinase 1
Exons: 11
Coding region: 296-1852 (518 amino acids)
Biological process (GO): mitochondrion organization; lipid homeostasis
Cellular component (GO): mitochondrial inner membrane
Source: RefSeq, a predicted model, not a curated record
UAGCUAUCAUAAACAGCAAUGCAUUCUUGCUGUAUUAACCAUGAAUAUAUUAAAGGGAGUAUAUAGGAGUUACUGUAUGACAUUAAGGUAUAUACUCGACCUUAUAUACGAGUAACAAAAAUAGGCUUUCUAUAUCAGAGUAGCAUGCGUCCUGUUAGCAAGUUUAAACAUAGCAGCCGUAAUUUCUUGUAGUACUACGUUAACCAUAAUCCUUUGCUGUCACGUGGAGAACUUUCAUGAGGUCAAUACAAAACCGGCAAUUGAACUGUCAACUCGCGUGGAGACUGCCCCUCCGAUGGCUGGUCAGCUUCUCAGAGUCUCCUCUCUGGCCACGGCAGUGUUUGCCUCCUCUGGGUUUUAUUUAUACCACAGACAACUGGACCUCAAUGACCUGAGUGUCGUCCGUUUCGGACGAGCCGCAGCCACUACGGCGGUCAUCAGCUACGAUUACCUGACUGCUUUCAAGCAUGUGGAGUAUGGCACAGAAGAAUACGGGGUGCUCAUUUCCAAGGUGCAUCGGCGGUCAGCAGAGCGCCUUCUAGAUUUGUGCUGUGCCAACAGGGGUACUUUCAUCAAGGUGGGCCAGCAUCUUGGUGCUUUGGACUACCUUCUGCCUGAGGAGUACACAUCCACACUGAAAGUGCUCCACAGCCGAGCCCCUCAGAGCAGCCUGGAGGAGAUUCAGCAGGUCAUCAGAGAAGACCUUGGCAAGGAGUUGUCAGAGUUAUUUAUCUUGUUUGAGGAAAAUCCUCAGGGUGCAGCCUCCUUAGCCCAAGUCCACAAGGCAGUGCUGCAUGAUGGGAGGACAGUGGCCAUCAAGGUCCAACACCCCAAGGUCCAGAGGCAAAGUUCCAAGGACAUAGUGGUAAUGGAGGUGUUGGUGAGGGUGGUCCAUUGGCUCUUCCCAGAAUUUUCCUUCAUGUGGUUGGUGGAAGAGGCCAAGAAGAACAUGCCGCUGGAGCUGGACUUCCUUAACGAGGGACACAAUGCUGAGAGGACGGCCAACAUGCUGGCCCACUUCCCCUUUCUCAAGAUUCCCAUGAUCCACUGGGACCUGUCCACAAAGAGGAUCCUGACCAUGGAGUUUGUUGAUGGGGGGCAGGUCAAUGACAGAGACUAUAUGAAGAAACACAGCAUCAGUGUCAAUGAGAUUUCAGAGAACCUGGGUAAGCUGUAUAGUGAAAUGAUCUUCGUCCAUGGCUUUGUUCACUGUGACCCGCACCCAGGCAACGUUUUAGUCAGAAAGUGUCCCCAGAGCAAGAAGACAGAGAUCAUCCUGCUCGAUCAUGGCCUUUAUCAGAUUCUACAGCCAGACUUCAGGUUGGACUACUGUCGACUGUGGCAGGCUCUGAUUAAAGGCGACAUGUCCAGGGUGGAGCGUUACAGCCGCAGACUGGGAGCAGGAGAUUUGUACCCUCUGUUUGCCUGCGUGCUCACUGCUCGCUCCUGGACCGCCGUCAGUGCUGGCAUCAGUUCUGUGCCUGUCACACACUCUGAGGAUGUUGAGAUACAGACCAAUGCAUCGUUGUACCUGCCACAGAUCAGCAGGUUGUUGAACCGAGUACCCCGUCAGAUGCUGCUGCUGCUGAAGACAAAUGACCUUCUGAGGAGCACUGAGAUCACCUUACAAACCAGAGCCUCCUCCUCAUCGUUCAUCAGCAUAUCCCGCUGCUGCAUACGUGCCAUAGCCAGGCACAAGAGGAGUAAAGCCCAGUCCAGGAUGAGGCGUCUACAGAUCAGCCUGGCAGAGUCCCUCGACCUGGGUAGACUCACUAUGUAUGAAAUGUUUCUGUGGGUGAAGAGCUCCAUGUUGGUACAUUGGCUCGCUGCUCUGUUGGCAUUUCUGCACUGACACACAUCUGCACAUCACAUUAGAACUUUAAUAACAAGCUGCAGCUGUUGGCUCUCGGGGAGUUUAAUACAUAAUGGUUUUAUAUGCUCAUACAUCCACACACACACACACACACACACACACACACAGAUGUACAUGAAUAAGUUCCACUUUUGUUAAUGGUAGAAAUACAUACAAUCACAUGAUGCUGAUAUGUUUGAACACCAGGAGCAGCUGGGGCAGCCAAUAUAAUGUUUUGGCCCGUUACCUUGAGAUCACAACACAUGGUAUACUGUCUGUCGGGCAAUGUUGAGAUACACAAGUUCUCAUGAUUGUGACAUAAGUCCCUCAAGAUAAUUUUUUUGUAUGUUUUACUUUUAUUUAAGGCCAUUACUGUCUUAUUCACUGUAUUUAAACCAUGGCGACUAUGAUCAAAACUGGGUCUCACCAAUUAUAUCUGUCAACCUACAUGAUUGCUGGAGACACUGCACAAAAUUCCAGUCAGCACCAAGCAGAACUAUAAAGUAAUGAAUCUGCCAGAGACCAGGUCAGUUAGUACCACAACCAGACAGGUACGUAAGUCAUAGACAAUAAGCCCAGGUUGUCACAGGAUGCCGCUGGCUCUCAGCACCAUCUGGCCAACGAAGCUGCUGAAGAUACCACACAGCGAUAUGAAGAAUAUUUGAAAAAACAUGAAGACUUUCUGAGUCACAGUCAGUGCCGAAGUCAUCUGUAGUUCAGUCCUGAUAGUGUACUGUACCUGCUGGAUGAUACUGAUUCAUUCGUGCUCCUCAACAAAGGACAUCAGAAUGAAGUUUGCAUCAGGUCAUUUUUCUUGUGAUACAGAUUACACUGAAUGCUUAAAUGGUUUCUAUAUUUCAUUGGUAUGUUAUUGUAUAAUGAUGGAUCAUGUUUACUAUUUCAUUGGUACUGUUGUUCUUAGGACAAAUAGUAUACACUCAUUCCAUAAGCACACCAGUUGUAUUCCUGUCAUAUUUAUUUUUAGGUGUUAUUUACCUAAGUGUUGUCAGUCUGAUCAGAAAUGA